Molecule: messenger RNA, 1431 nt
Organism: Rhea pennata
Lineage: Eukaryota; Metazoa; Chordata; Aves; Rheiformes; Rheidae
Gene: PPDPFL
Product: pancreatic progenitor cell differentiation and proliferation factor like
Exons: 5
Coding region: 114-371 (85 amino acids)
Biological process (GO): cell differentiation; multicellular organism development
Source: RefSeq, a predicted model, not a curated record
ACAGCGGUGGUUGCGGGGGCUUGGUCACUUCCCCCCCACAGCCGCGGUUCGCCCCCGAGAGCGAGGCAGGCUGCCCUCGGAGACCCGCGCUCUGCCCCGCCGAGCCCGCUGCCAUGGCCUCGGUGCCCUCCGCCGGCUGCCUCUUGGCCAAGAACCAGUACUACAGAACACGACAAAACUCAGAAUGCAGUGUUUCUUCCAGUUCAUCGUGCUGUUCUGAGCCUGUGAAUGUUACAGACCAGGACAAGGCACUUACUGGGUUACCUGAAAUACUUGAUAAAUGUUGGUGGAUAAAAAGCUUCUUCCAUUGUGAGCCAUCUCCACCAACUGUUAGCAGAAAAACACUAUCAGCAAGCAGUACCAACAGCUGAAGUGACCAAAGCCAGUUUGCUUUGAGAUACUACAUACAGACUUUUUCAAGAGGCUUGGGAUCUUCUGGAUGUCUGGGUUCAGGUGCAUGACGAACACGUACCCCUUUAAGAGGGAGGAAAGUACAUUUUCAAAGGACUUGUCAGUACCUUACAUCAUAUUGCUUAAUGGACAUGACCAUGGCUUACCUUGUUCGUUACAGAAUUGCUAUAAUUUGCAAUGCCUCUAGUGGAAACUGCCUGGGUAAUCCUAAUGACCUAUUUGAAUUGUUAGAAAAUACCAGUUAAAAAGUAAGAUAUUGCAAGUUUAGGGGAAGUUUGUGUAUGGAAUGACUUUGCAAUAGGUGAUACUGUUCCAUAAGUUUUAGGUUUAGGAUAGCUCUAUGGAUAUUCACACUGAUGUAAACAAGAUUCAGGUGCAGCAGCCCUAGUCUGGACUGUGUGGUACAGGCUUUGACCAGAUAUCUGUGUACCACUUACAGGGAAUGGAAUUCACAAGAAAGCCUGUUCAUAGUUUUGCUUUUAGAAAGCCCCUUUAUGCAAAGAAACAGUAAUUGGUUUUGUCUUUGUUCUUGCUAGAUAUAGAUCCUAACCUCAAAUACACAGGUACAGUUUUCAUAUCUAUGGAGAUUAUUAGUAUUUGAGGAUAAAAUAGGAGAAAUGGACAAGAAAUCAAUAGUCCUAAUAGACACUUUUCUGAGUGGAAGAGGAACUUUGAUUAAAGUUGAUACCAAUAGCUCUGUUUUACUUGGGCUACUCUCACCUGCUUUGCUGCAGCUUUGAGCCACUUGUUCAAGAGACUAAUCCUAUCAGUAUUCACUGCUGUCUGUCAUCUUAGUUUUAUCAGGUGUUAAAGCUGGCUUUGAGUUCAACUCAAAGCUAUUACAUUAAUAAUAAUGAAUUCACCUCUGUCAUGAUGGUCUCACUUAAAAUACCCUAAAACAUAUUCAUUUGGUCUUUAACACUGUGCAGCAGUACAUCAGGGCUGCAUCAUAGCUUAUUCUGUGUACCAACAAUAUGAUUGAAAUGCAUUAACGUCAAAGAAAAUAAAUACCUGACUGAA